UUAGUUUAGACAGUCGCCAUUUUGGUUUAUCGCUGUCGUGUUAUGUGGCGGAUGAUAUGGUACCCGGUGAAAGACUAACUUUAAUAAUUUCCUCUCCAAAACAGAUUGAUUAAGUGGUUUUUAUUAUGGCGCGGUACGGUCAAAGACCGGAGAAUGCUCUCAAACGAGCGAAUGAGUUUAUGGACCUGGACAAGCCCGCUCGGGCGCUGGACACCUUGCAGGAAGUGUUCAGGAACAAAAAAUGGGCCUACAACUGGUCCGAAUCUGUACUGGAACCUAUUAUGUUCAAGUACUUGGAACUGUGUGUGGACUUACGCAAGUCCCAUAUAGCCAAGGAGGGACUGUUUCAAUAUAGGAAUAUGUUCCAAUCUGUGAACGUGGGUUCACUAGAGCAAGUCAUCAGAGGUUACCUGCGAAUGGCCGAAGAGCGUACGGAGUCAGCCCGUGCUCAAUCAACCCAAGCUGUCAUCGACACUGAUGACCUCGACAACUUGGCCACACCAGAGAGCAUUCUACUCAGUGCUGUCUCUGGGGAAGAUGCCCAGGAUAGGUCUGAUAGGACUAUCCUUACACCAUGGGUAAAAUUCCUCUGGGAAUCCUACUGCCAAUGCCUGGAGUUGCUCCGUACCAAUGCUCAUGUGGAGACCCUUUACCAUGAUAUAGCCCGCAUGGCUUUCCAGUUCUGUCUCAAGUACUCCCGCAAGACCGAGUUCAGGAAACUGUGCGACAAACUCCGAAAACAUCUGGAAGACAUCUGCAAGCCCACUGUGCAGACCGGGAAUGUAAGCAUCUCCAAGCCUGAAACCCAGCAGCUGAACUUGGAAACCAGGCUGUUCCAGCUGGACAGCGCUAUUCAGAUGGAGUUGUGGCAGGAAGCCUACAAGGCGAUAGAAGACAUUCAUAACCUAAUGAACAUGUCGAAGAAGACGCCAGUAGCCAAGACCAUGGCCAAUUACUACGGUAAACUGGCCCUAGUGUUCUGGAAGGCUGGACACUGCCUGUUCCACGCUGCUGCGUUGCUGAAGCUCUUCCAACUAUCCAGGGAGAUGAAGAAGAAUAUCACUCAGGAGGAACUUCAAAAGAUGGCGUGUCGCGUACUCGUAGCGGUGCUGUCAGUGCCUCUUCCGUCCUUGCAUCCUGAGUUCGACCGCUUUGUGGAGACUGACAAGAGCCCAGUGGAGAAAGCCCAGCGUUUGGCUGUGUUGCUCGGUUUGGCCCAGCCUCCAACUAGGGCUAGUCUUCUCAAAGACGUGGUCCGCCUGAAUGUGGUGGCGCUGGCGUCGCCCCAACUCCAACAACUGUACUCUUGGCUGGAGGUGGAAUUCGACCCGCUGAGCAUCUGCCACAACGUUCAGAGCGUCAUCAAACAGCUCCAAGACGAACCUAAUUCACCUCUAGCCCAAUACACCUCAGCCCUCAGCGAUGUAGCUCUUGUCCGUCUCAUCCGUCAAGUGGCUCAGUGUUACGCGUGCGUCCAGUUCUCACGUCUCCUGGAACUGGCGGGCACCACGGACCUGUUCCACCUGGAGAGGCUGCUCGUGGACUGCGUGCGUCAUAACGAUAUGCAGAUACGGAUCGAUCAUGCUAACAAAUGCGUGCAUUUCGGCGUGGAAGCCGGCGGCGGCGAGUGGUGCUCCGCGGCUGACGAGGCAUGCGGUGGCGCCAUCUUGCAGGCCACUCCCGCUGAACAGGUGCGCGAGCAGCUGGUGCGCGCGGCCAGCGUGCUGUCGCGCUGCGUGGGCGAGCUGUUCCCGGCGCGGCGGCGCGCCGAGCGCGAGCGCGCGCGCCAGCACAUGGUGCAGCACUACCACGACAACAAGCACGCCGAGCACCACCGCGUGCUGCAGCGCCACAAGAUCAUCGAGGAGCGCAAGGAGUACAUCGAGAGGCUGAACACGGUCAGGGAGGAGGAGGAGUUGAGACGCCAGGAGGAGCAGCAGCGCGCCGCGGCGGCCGCGGAGGCGCGGCGGCUGGAGCAGGAGCGCGAGGAGCGCGAGAAGCGCAAGUACGCGAGCGAGAUCGCCGCCAUGAAGGAGCGCCACCGCCGCGAGCGCAUGGCGCACAUCUCCCAGACCGCGCACGGGAAGAAGAUGCUGCAGAAGUUGGACGAGGAGGAAAUCAAGAAGAUGGACGCCGAAGCCAUCGCCCAGCGCGAAGCUGAGGAAUUGAUGAAGGAGCGCAGAGAGUUGCAGGCUAGACUCAAGUCGCAGGAGAAAAAGGUGGACUAUUUCGAGCGAGCCAAACGCUUAGAGGAGAUACCUCUUCUGCAGAAGAGCUUGGAAGAGAAGCAAGUGCAAGACAAGGCGUUCUGGGAACAACAGGAGUCUGAGAGGAUCGCUCAACUGAUAGAGGCGCGCAGCCGCGACGUGGCGACCGCCAAGCGGCUGUCGCGCAUGCACGCGCACCGCGACGAGUUCGUGUCGCGCCUGCUGACGUCACGCGGCGCCGCGCACCACGCGCGCCUCGCCGCCUUCAAGGACAAGCUGGCGCUCGAGCGGGACCGGCGGCUGGCGGCCAGGCGGCAGCAGCGGGCCGAGGCGCGGCGGCUGGAGUGGCUGGCGGAGAAGCGGCGCGCCGAGGAGGUGGCGGAGGAGGCGGCGCGGCGCGCGCGCGAGGAGGAGGAGCGGCGCGAGCGCGAGGAGCGCGAGCGGCGCCAGCAGGAGGAGCUGGCCGCACUGCGCGAGCGCAAGGAGCGCGAGGAGCGCGAACACCAAGAAAUGUUAGCGCGCGUCGAAGCCAAGGCCCGUGCUAAGGAGGCCGAAGUGCAACGUCGCCUCGAAGAGCAAAAGGCCGCUGUUUCAAGCAGCUGGCGGCGCGGAGGGGCGCCCGAGCGAGCGCCCGAGCGCAGCGAGCGAGCGCCCGAGAGAGCGGAGCGCAGUGAGCGGAGCGAGCGGCCGCCGGAGAGGGAGAGGGAAGACGCGUGGAGGAAGGACAAGGAGCCGGAGAAGAAGGCUGAGCCGUGGCGACCUAGUACUGUUCCAGGUCGUCCCCGUGGCGAGGCUCCGCCCCGGUCGCCGGAGCGGCGCCGCGAGGAGCGCCCGCCGCGGGACGACGCCAGGCCCGUGCGCGACGACCGGCCGCCGCCCAGGGACGACAGACGCGAUGACCGCGGUACGAGAGACGAGUCGGGCUGGCGCACGGCCGGCGCACGCGCCGAUCCGGACCGCGAUCGCGAACGCGACAGGCCACGCUACACUGGUCGCUCGAGCGGUCCCGAGGGCGGCAGUUGGAGGCGGGGACCCGCGGAACCACCACCAGCCACUGAACGCUCCAGCACAUGGCGCUCCAAGGACGGUCAGCCGCGGGAAGGCGGCUUCCGCGACGCGCCUCGCGACCGCGACGGCGGUUACCGCGACCGCGGCGGUGACCGUGAUCGUGGAGGUGAUCGUGAUCGUGGAGGUGAUCGUGAUCGCGGAGGUGAUCGUGAUCGGUACCCUAGGAGAGACGAUAGGGAUCCACCGAGGAGGGAUGAUCGCGACGGUCCCCGGCGCGACGACCGCGAGCCGGCGCGUCGCGACGACCGCGAGCGCCGCCCGCCGCCGCCCAGGCGCGACGACAAACCACGCGAAGGUGAUGACGACGAAUGGCACCCAGUCACCAGACGCUAACACCCUCAUUAUUGCCAACAGUUAUCGCAAAGAGCUCAGUAGAUCAUGUUACACAAGUAUAUGGUUAAAGCCUCUAAUAUCUAGAAGCUUUUUAAGCUUCACGCUCGUACAGUUUUAGAUAAGCGAUAGAAAAUCUUAGGUUUCAUAGAAAUGGUUAUUGGGAGUUAAAUUUGUUACAUUUAAAACAAAAUGUCGAGUCCGUCACCCUUUUCGUCAUGUUUCAUUUCUCGAGCCUACUUACGAGUUUUUUUAGAAGAAAACAAACUGUAUACGCAUUCUUUCUUGUGUUUAUCAUUCUUAAGUUUAUGCUUUGUUUUAGACAUUCGUGUUAAGAAAAAUAUAGCAAAUAUAAUGGUUGCUUUAUAGAAGAUAAAUGCAAGAGAUUGUCCCACGCUAUACAACGUUCCAUCUUACAUUGAUUUGAUGAAAAACACUAAGAAGUAAUUUAACUUUCAAUAACUUUAUACAUAUAUUGAGUAGAUUCAGAUGAAUUAUCUGAGUUGAACGGAACGACACUAUUCUUAUACCUGUAAUGUAGUUAGAGAGCAUAUGAAUGAAUAUUGUUGCAACUAACAAAUUUGAUAUGUAACUAGCGAUUUGCGUUAAAAUAUGUUUGCAUAAUAAUUUAUAUAAACUCGUAAUUUUCUCUUUAAAAUGUGCUGGCACUACUACUGGGCUUCUCAAAUUUAUUUCAUAUAUAAGCAGUUGUAUUUUCAGUGAACGCAUUUAUUCGCAAAAUUAGUCUACAUUGUAUGCGGUAAAGGGUCAAUAAUUUGUAAUAUUUUGUUAGCUGUCACAAUUGUACUUUUUGUGUUUAUUCUAUACAAUAAAUAUGUAUCUGUAA
Messenger RNA from Amyelois transitella, 4452 nucleotides. It is a transcript of the gene eIF3a, whose product is annotated as eukaryotic translation initiation factor 3 subunit A. The transcript has 23 exons. Lineage: Eukaryota; Metazoa; Arthropoda; Insecta; Lepidoptera; Pyralidae. Bases 126 to 3608 code for a protein of 1160 amino acids. The record is from RefSeq and is a predicted model, not a curated record. Gene Ontology annotation, cellular component: eukaryotic translation initiation factor 3 complex, eIF3e; multi-eIF complex; eukaryotic translation initiation factor 3 complex, eIF3m. Gene Ontology annotation, molecular function: mRNA binding; translation initiation factor activity. Gene Ontology annotation, biological process: formation of cytoplasmic translation initiation complex; translation reinitiation.